AUGAUCGUCGGAUUGAUGUUAAUGUCAAUCAUUACUGCCCAGGUCUCCUCGACCAUCACCUCUGAAAACCUGCGCUCCUUGGAUGAAGAGUUUGGCAAAAAGGUACAAUAGCCACUUAAGAAUUUAUAUAUUUUUAAAAGCUUUAACAAGGAAACGAAGAAACUCUAAGUCAUAUCGGCAAAGCCCGAUACAGCCUACAAACACUAGUUGAAUGAUCAGAUUGCUUCUUUUUAUAUGUUUUUUUCUAAGCGGUAUACGUGGUGUUUUAACCAUCGGACGUAAAAUUCACCCCAACCCCCCCCCCUGGUUCCGGGGGGGGGGGGAUUUCGAAACGAUUUUGCCUUCAGUGGAAAGCCUUUGAUCCUCUCAACAAGGUGAGGUAUAUUUUAUGGGUGGUGGCGCUGAUAGAGACCGCCAUCUUGGAUUUUACCAAGAAUUAGAAAUCAGGUUAAAAUCCCGAGAAAUGGUAAUUUUUUGUACUUGACAUGUAAAAUAACACAUGAAUAAGCACUUUGCAUCAUUUUGUUCGCAAGUUUUGCUCUUAGUAUUGAAAAUAGUUGAAAAAACAUACAUUUUCACUCAAAAAUGGCUUGAUCACCUACGAAUUACUGAAAUGGGCAGGUGCUGAUGUUUUCUGUCAGAGAGGGGGCAACCACCCCUUGUUGUACGUCCGAGCCGAGGAUUAACACACCAGAAGACACCAAGUCGGAAACAAAGCUAACAUGCUUUCUUUACUCUUUCUUCAUCGCUUAACUUUCAAUUCUCGGAUGCAAGUACGAAGUACACCAUAAUCUUUCCAAUUCUUCCGGGAAGCAAGCUUGACGACUCCCUAAAGCAAAACAUCCAAUGAAUUAAUGAAACUAUAUAUACUACAGACGGUUUUGGAAAAUGUGUCAGCACUGAAAAUUUUAACAAGAACAAUAAAAAAACUGAUAUUUGCCUUUCGAAGUUGACCGGCGUUCAAAACAAACCCGUUGUUCAGCUGCUGACAAAGUGUACGGGAAUCGAAAAAUAACGAAGAGGAGGCACAUCUCAUAGAUCAAGUAUUUUUUUUUUGCAUUUUGUUCCACAUUGUUUAAGGUGAUGAGUACAAUGUUUAUUUUCAACCGUUGUCAUGUUCACGAAAUGGCAGUUUUCAUUUAGAGCACAGUACGAUUGAGAGCACAUUUCAUAGAAUUUAAGGUUUAAUUGUUAUACUUGAAGACAAAAUGCCAAAGUGUGAGAGAGAAAGACUAGCACUAUGUGUUACAAGGCGAUAGGCUACUUGCACUAAGAGGUCACGUGACCAAUGCUUCCUUUAAACAAUGAGUCGGAAUCUUGGUGAUGCUAAAAAUUGACAGAGCACAUAAAAAUUACCUUACACCCGAAAUUUGAGAGGAAACGCAUUUAAGGGAGACAUUUUAUGGCACUUUGAUUUUUCAACAAAGUAGUAUGAUUUGUAUUUGCCGCCAAGUUGGAGGGCAUACUCUUGCCCUCCAACAUGGCGGCCAAAACUACUUUUUGCUUAUAUCUUGUUGAACGUUUGAUAGUUACUCUCAGAUAUCCUGUAAACGUUACCACAUCAACUUUUCAACAUUUUCCUUGACGUUUAAGUGCAAAAUUUGUGUUCAGAAAGAGGUAAUUCAUAUUUUUAAAAAUCACAUUUUGGUCGAGUGACCAGCUACGAACUGACUCAAUUUAAGAAAAUGGUGCGGGUUUGAAAAACCAGAUCACUAUUAUUACAUUAUUUUGUUUAAGAUGUGACCCACUAAUCGUUUUUCGAAGGCAAAAUCAACUUUCAUUUUCAUAAAAACGUUGUCACAUGACCUUUUAGUUCAAAUGGCAUAUUUGUGAACGACAAACAAAGGAUUCGCCCCAUGUAAGGGAAUCCAAGAGGAUCCUGGAUUUUGGAUUCCAUACGGUGGAUUCCUGAUUCCAGGUACUGGAUUCCAGUCUUUGUCAGUGAAACUAGGAUUCUGGAUUCCAAGGCUAGCGUUUAAGUGGGAAUACAGAUUCCUUGAGCUGUAUUCCGGAUUCCACAAGCACUUUUUUUCGGAUUCCGAAUUCCAUAGACCAAAAUUUCCUGGAUUCCAAAAUCCGGUUGCCCUUACAAAAAGAUUCCUCUCCAUCAGCCUCAGGGAGUGCAGCACCAUUGUUUUUAUCUUUGACGUUUACUCAGCCCAAAAAGGUUAGUUUUCUGUUCCUUCAGCUAUUCCUUUAUUAUUGAUGUAUUGAUAUCUAAAUAUGCUCUUCGUAAUGCUGCAUAAUUAUUCUAAAAAAAUUGAAAAGGAAAAUUCGCAUUUGACGGGUCCAGAGUGAUACUUUCCAGGUUCAUUAAUCACAGUUUAGCCAUUUCGUGAACACCUAGUUUUUGUUUGACUCUUUAUUUUCUGACUAUCUACAGUUUCAAUCUCUUUGCUCGUUCGCAGCUUUAUCAUUUAAAGAUUUCCUUCCUAGAUUGGAGUUCCAAAGGGAAGCAAAGAAUUUUUUACGAAAAGCAGCUUUGAAGCUCAUUCAGUGACUGGUAAAUAUACUUUUUUCUAAUGAUUUCUUGUAUAAGUUUUUAAUCUAAUUUAGUUUGUGUAUAUAAGGAAAAAUUAAACUUAAAAACGUUACUCAACGUUUCGAUGUUUCAAACACCGUUAUCAAAAGUGAGAAAUGUUAAGUUUCAAAGUUGUUUAAAGAGCUGAAGUUUGAAUCAAUUAGACUGUAUUCGUGCAUGCUUCAUUGUUCUGUACGUUUUUUUUUCAAUAAAAGUUUAACAAUAGGUGCAGUUGAACGGGACACUUUUACCGUGGUAAAUUACCGCCUUUUACGGCGGAAAAUUGGCGUGGUGCGUGUGACGGGACUGUCCCGAGAUAAAUUUACCUUGGGAAAUAUCCAUGGUUACGUCAAAAAGAAGAAAGAAACUGCCCAUGACAUUUAACGUGGUGAAUAGCUGGUGUCUUUCGAUACCCAAGCCAAACAGAGCCAAUCAGGUUUCCUCAUUUAACACCAACAUGAAACCGCAAAAAAAUAGAAUUUGUUUUUCGACCUUUUUGGCUAAUUUUACCUCUUUGAGCUAUUUUGAAAAAAUAGCUCAUUUGUCAGUGUGGUCGGAGUGUAUGUAUCUUUGUGGCUGUGUGUGUUAUGAUGAGUGUUGCAGGGGCCAAUAAGGUUGAAAGUACUAUGAUUUUGAUGCUAGGAACCAAUGAGAUCUUGCGUCUAAACCAUGACAUUGCCAAAAGCCAAACAAGGGCACUUUGAGACUGCCAUCUUGGUUCUUCACAAUUGUUAUUUUUUCGUCUUCUAUUACGGCUAAAGGAGUUUAGAAGCAUAACAUAUACAUAUUGAUCUUCAUGUUUUAAACACUAAGCACAGUGAUGGAGCUGUUUAGGGGGUUCGUGUUUUUGUGUGGGUGUUGCUUCAAGACAUUUCUUUGCAAGAAGGUUGCUCAUGCUCAUGUUUUUAGAUGAAUUGUUUUACCGAAACUAACGUGCGGUCUUCCUGUAUACUCCUCCUCAGUAACUGAAUUAACAACGGUCCAGAAUUUUCUACAGCGUUGCUUUAAACGCAGCUAUAUUUCGUACCAAAAUGACAUAUAUGACGUAUAAGAAGAGGUAGAUAGCUCACUGUUCAAGAAGAUCUCCAGUAUGCCCAGUCAUCCUCAGUCUCUACCCUUCCCUCCUCAAAACGAAAGAAAGUUCAGCUCGCCUCCGAGUUCCUAGCAGUCAACUCCCUAGGGUUAAUACUUAGCGUUUUAGAAGUAGUUUUUUUUAAUAGGCUAUUUUUCAAAUAUAAAGUACCUAUUUAAUGUAAUGUGGAUCUUGAAUGUUAAAUUCAAUGCUUCGACGGGGAAUUUUUUUAAGCCUUCUAAUUCUUUCUGCUAUUUUUAAUGUAAGUGUUCUUGGUUUUAGCAUGUAUUUUUGCUUAAAAAACAAUAAAGACGCAUAUUUAUUUAUUUAUUUAUUUAUCUCUGACCUAAUUUGGCUAUCGCGAACGGUACAACGCACGUAUUUCAUAAUUUAUGAGUUCUGUUUCACCUGCUUCAAGUAGAGUAUAAAAGAACAGUUUUUCAAAGAUCUUCAAAUGAAACGUUAAUAAUUGAUAUUUAGAUAUGGACUUUAGUUCGGAAGUAUGCGGCCUAUAAUUUGUGGUUUUAGAAGUUUGAAAAGCAGCUUAUUUUUUUUGAAAGCUGUACCGAGUAGUUAAUCCUGUAAACAAGCUUUAUUCUCUCGCUUAAAGAGUUCAACAGACAUUUUUCGUCCCGGCAAACGUGAAUUAAGUGAACAACAUGAUACAUGCUUGCUUCCUAAGAGUCAUUACAGUUAUUGAAACGUAUUUUUAACUUAAGUAAAAACAAUUAGCGUUAGGGAAUAAAAUAGGGUUUUCCGAUUUAGCGGAAGUUCUUCGGAAGUGGAAGUAGCCAGUUACAAAUGAGUUAAAUUUCUAACCUUUCUGUACGUGAAAUUCGUUUAACGCCGACUACUGUAAGUAAAUUGCUGGGUUGUUUACAACUUGCACUUCACGAAACCAACUGCGGCGCUCAACUUUAUAUUAUUCUUGCAAAGUUACAUAUAAUUCGACUCACCAAGAAAAUCAGGAUUCAAGGAAGUAAUUUCCAUGGUCAACUCUUUAGAGUCUGAGGCUGAAGAAGGCGAGAAAAAAAAUGGAAUAUUCCUCUUCAGCUCCCAACAAAUCACAGCACGUAAAUACGUGGUAAAACGUAGCAAAAAUCCCAAUAGACUGUGAAAUUCGGGCUUUUCACUCUCAGAGGCAAAGGUGUUGAAGUAUGGAAAGCGAUAAUAUUUCUAAUGUUGGGUCUUUAUACGGAACGUAGGAAGAAGGUUUUCACCGUAUUCUUUCUACCAUCAAAACUAAGCAGGCACUCAGCCUAAUUUGUUUAAACCUUCAUUUUGAAAUAGCUUUAAAAGUGUGUUGUUUCAAAGAAUAAGCAUGUAACAUAUGUGCUGCUUUGUUAUUCUUUUGCUAUUCAAUAAGUUGUCAUAUAUGAGGGUUUCUUCUGCAUCCCGCAACUUAGUGGGAACUUUGUGGAUUGCACCAAUUGUGUGUUUCCACUUGACCUCAUGGCGGCCAUAUUUGUGUCCCAAAACAAUGAAACGGCGGCCAUGUUUGUGUCCCAAACCAGUCCUGUGGGAGUUGAACUCUUUUCUUAUGUAAACGCUCUCUUUUGUUCCAAUAAAUUUGAAUAGAUGCGGGCCACGUGAGUGAAAAAACAGAAUAACUAUGAUUGCACAUUCUGCAGUUUGUAUAAAUUUAUUGAGCUUUUGCCAUAGUUUUCAACCCUCACCCUAACCCACAAAAUGCGCAGAGUCGAAUAGAUAUCCACAAGUAGACGAAAUUGCGAGAUACGAUCGCGAUGCCUGAAGACUUCCCACCGUUUUUCCCAGUUUGUAGGAGAGGAGAAAUACAAUGUUGUUCCUUUUCUGUUUAUAAAUUAUCUCAAUCGAUGAGGACAAUGAAGACAAUGAAAAAGAUUCUUAUUUACGUUUGACGUAGCAAAUAUAGAAAUAACCUGCGAUCAGGCCUGCCAAAUUAAAGAAAAUGGAAAAGUCUAAGGACCACCUGAUCGCAGGUUAAUGAAGAAAAAUCAGAUAUCGUGAGAGAUAAACAUUCCCCCUGCCCAGGAUAUCAUCCAGUAAACAAAAGCAGAAUUGUUUACUUUUUCCUUGUUAGCGUAUAUGCUUUAUCUUUUUUAAACGACUUUUAAAAACCGUUAGCACCGAGGGUGACUUCAUUUGCAGCAUAUGCGUAUCGGCCAAAUGCGACUGCUAGACGCAAAUACUGCAAAUGAGUCCCCUUGUUUUUAAAAAAAUUUACCAAGCAUGUUUGUGUUCAUGUAUCCUUUUACGAGCAAGAUAUUUUUCAUAAACAAUGACAUCAUGUAAAGAUUUACUUAUAACGAAAAAAAAAUCGAGAUUACCUUUUACAGUAUAGUCACCAAUUUCACAUCUCGGAAAAAUGGCUCAAACUUCCGCUAAAUCGGAAAACCCUAAUUGCAAGAAGCUAGUUGACAAAAAUGAUUACAUAUUGUUCAAUUGAGCGGAAUAACAUGAGAUGAGUAGGAAUAUAUUUCAGCAGUUUGAUAAUUUUCUUGGAAGUAAAUAAAUGUUAGGCUAUCAGCCUUAACCUUACAUGAAGCAUCAUUUAAUUGCAGAUGUUGUAAAGCCGAGGUGAUUUCUUAAAAUCAUUUGAGCAAAUUUGCUAGUAAACAAUUUGCGUUCUUUUACUAACGAAUCGUAAAAGAGACAAAGUCCAACAUCUUCACGUGCAAAUUGUGUGCAUGAGUUAUUUUUAUAAUCCUGCUUACUAGAUUACUUGACAAUUAAUGAAUGAGGCUGAGUAUCUUGUGAAGAAUUAUGGAGGUCGAGGAGGGCGAGAUCUUCAUAAUUCUUCAUAAGAUACGAAACCCAAAUUCAACAAUUGUUUUAUUAUUCAUUCAAAACGAUCCCUAGUUUAAAAACAUAGCUAAAACAUGCUUACCUCCAACAAUGUUUAUUUCAUCUUCGAUAGUGCACGUUUAGGGUUUAGCUGUUUAGCUGUUGUUCAGCUCCGCAAAUAUUCUCCAAAUAGCAGAUGAGCAGAUGUCGCCCUUCGAGUUGCUUUCAUAGUGUUCUUGCCAUGUUUCUAGCUAUUAUUUCGCCUAGUUCUUACUCUUGAAACGAGUGAAAUGUCCGCCAUUUUUGUUUUCACUACCAAAGCAACUCAACCUCGUCCCUAGGUCUUCUCGGUUAACGGUGCAGUAAGCUGCAAGAAAGCUGCACUUUUGACGUCAUCGCUUCAUUAAACGCAAAAUUCUUCCAAAUUUGGUCAUCAGUAGCUGGUUAUGGUGAAUUAUGCUUCCGCUUUUAGCCAAUCAGAAUCGGGGAAAUAUUUUGAAUGAAUAAUGUGUAAUAACUCGAAUUCCCUCACGUACGAACCACGAAAGGGGCAAACUUUGUGACUGUACAUCUCAUGCAGACUGGCUUUUCACAGUAAUAACUGUAACUUGAAUCGAACGUAUGAAGAUAUUUUUAGUUUUGUAACUAGCGCCUUAAGUUAAAAGGCUUUUUUCUUUUAAGAAGCAAUAACAUAUACCACUUGUAGAGUCAAGACGUCCGGGCUAAAGACUGUUUAAUUAAGCAGAAUCGCACGUGACAACCUCGUAAAUAAUGAUGAUGCAACUAUCUACAACAAUGAUGAAAAUCGUGACAUUUCUCAGUUAUUUGGUCUUCGGCAAUUCAAGCUUCAUUAUUUCAUUCGAAACCAUAAAAGAAACCUUGAAAUCCUCGAGUCUUCCCACUAAGCAACGCCUGGUGAGUUGAUAUUAAUAUUCAUAGUACUUUAACAAUUUGUUUAUUUUGCUACCAGAUGUCCGAAGGAAAGACUAUUAACAAAAAGUCAAUCUAUAUAGUAUGAGGAUCGGCUCAGCUGUGCGUAGCGUUUCGCGUUUUCGUUAAUGUACAGCAAUACCCAAUUUCGCACAAAAAAUGGUCAAAAUUAGGAUUAAAACAGUAGAUUGUUGAUACGGUUACAUUAAAGCAUCCAAAAUAGCUCAUGGACGUUAAACGUGCCUAUGUUUAAUUAAGGUGGGCCUAUUAAUAUAGGUAUCUUCUGAAUUCAAAAUAUCAAAAAGUAAUUUGCGGAGUGUUUGUUUUGAAUUUAUUCUUAGCAUGAUGUCGGGUGUGACAUGGUUUUCAUUGUCAAAAAGAAAAACAAUGUGCUGUAUAGUAGCUAAUAUAAUUUUGUGUAUGGUAAUAUAAAGUCUGGUGCUCGAAAAGAACCUCAAAGGGAUUGAUAUGGGGAUCCAUUGGCUCUGACGAGCUAAAAAUACGUACACAUAAAGCCUUAAAGCACCCUUAAUCUCGCUCGACGAUAGAAAAGAAUCUUUAAAAUUCAUUAAAAUUCAUUACACCACUGGACGUUUCAUCCAAUUACACUGGUUUUUUAUGACGAUAAAGGGAUCUUACCAACGCUAAAGAUAUGAAAUUGGAACAGAAUAUCCCUGAGAAAUUCUUUGCUCGCCAUUUUGAAAGUCAAUGACGCGAAAACUGACGUUAUAUACUGGCACGAGGACUGCAUCACCGAUUUUCUUGGAGAUACUUUCCCCCUGAUUAUGACAAAAACAUCGUAUAUUUAUUGUUUAGAAAAAACUAUAACUAGCAGAAACACAUUCAUUUUCUUAUCUUGUUUGAAUGUGCUUUUUUCAUUUGUGCAUUUUCACUCUAUGUAGAAUAUUCCACAGAAAAGGAUCUUUUAGAGAGCCUUGAAAAUGGAAUUGUGGACCAGAUCUGGCUGUUUGAGUGCAACGCUAAGCCAAACUUCUCGCUCAUGGUUGUAAAAGUGCAUAAUGAAGCACCAGAUAUCGGGGUACAAAUAACG
Porites lobata is the source of this 8340-nucleotide messenger RNA. Lineage: Eukaryota; Metazoa; Cnidaria; Anthozoa; Scleractinia; Poritidae. The record is from the annotation of a GenBank genome assembly.